AUGAUCCAGCUCAAGACAAUGCUGAAUUGCAUCGACAAUUCGGGAGCUACGAUUGUCGAAUGUAUAGCAAAUUUGCGAAUGAAGAGGCAUGGGAGAAUAGGCGAUCGUAUUAUAGUCGUCGUACAGAAGUCCCGCUCGAUGGGCGACAGCGGCCCCGGCAACACAUCUGCUGCUGCGGCAAACAAAGUGAGAAGAGGAGACAUCAGGCACGCCAUUAUUGUACGGACUGCGAAGAAGGUACAGCGAAAGGAUGGAAUGGUGGUUAGAUUCGAUGACAACGCAUGUGCACUGAUUGGGAAGAAUGGGGAGCCACUUGGCACGAGAAUAAAUGGCAUCGUUGGUGCUGAGUUACGGAGCAAGCAACAGUCGAAACUUUUGUCACUAGCAUCAAUGCAUGUCUAG
This is a messenger RNA of Letharia columbiana, 402 nucleotides long. RefSeq lists its product as uncharacterized. Gene Ontology annotation, molecular function: structural constituent of ribosome; large ribosomal subunit rRNA binding. Gene Ontology annotation, biological process: translation. The coding region runs from base 1 to 402 and encodes 133 amino acids. The transcript is spliced from 4 exons. The record is from RefSeq and is a predicted model, not a curated record. Lineage: Eukaryota; Fungi; Ascomycota; Lecanoromycetes; Lecanorales; Parmeliaceae. Gene Ontology annotation, cellular component: ribosome; mitochondrial large ribosomal subunit.